AUGGCUCAGAGUAUAACAGGUUAUGGGCCCAGGAACAGACUGUAUUUUGACGGUGAUGAGCGCAAGUACGAGUUAUGGGAAGUGAAGUUUUUGGGCUACAUGCGGCUACAGAAAUUGCAUAAUGUGAUUGAUCCUCCUGCAUCAAGUACGACUGCUGCAGACGUUACCAAAAAUGCCGAGGCAUUUGCGGAGUUGAUUCAGUUCCUGGAUGACCGUAGUCUAUCCCUUGUGAUGCGUGAUGCGAAGGACGAUGGACGUGAGGCACUGAGGAUUUUACGGGAACACUACUUAUCGAAAGGUAAACCCAAGGUCAUAUCACUGUACACGGAGCUCACAACGUUGCUUAAGGGAGAAAACGAGAGUGUUACAGACUAUGUGAUUCGAGCCGAGACGGCGGCAACUGCACUUAAAACGUCUGGUGAAACUAUUAGUGACAGCUUGUUGGUGGCAAUGGUGCUUAAGGGUUUACCUACGGAAUUCAAGCCAUUUAUGACUGUAAUUACACAAAGAGAAAAGGCAUUGACAUUUGCUGAGUUCAAGGUGUCUCUCAGAAGUUUCGAGGAGACAGAGAAGUCGUGCGGCGACAAAAGUGACAGUGACAGAGUGAUGAGGAUAGAGUCUCGUAAAUUCAGUGGUACGUGUUUCAAGUGCGGUCUUCAGGGUCACAAAUCGGUCGACUGCCGUGUCUCUAGACCGAACCAGACUUUAAGAAGAUGGUGUGAGAACUGCAGGAAUAACUCCCACGAUACGAAGUUUUGUUGGAAGAGUUCGGGGGGUAACAGUGGUAAAGACUCUGCCAGGAACGUAAAAGAUUAUAGUGAUGAUUAUGACAGUCAGAGCCACAGUUUUGUGUUUAAAGUGGGGCUUCGGAGAUCAGAGACUGAAUCAUGUGUUGUGGUUAACAAGUUAAUGGUGGACUGUGGUGCAACUACUCAUAUAAUCAAUGAUGACUCCAAAUUUGUGUGUUUUGACAAGCAAUUUGAUCCUGAGAGACAUUUUAUUGAACUAGCUGAUGGUAGUAGAACAAAUAAUCUGGUUAAAAAGAAAGGUGAUGCCUGUGUUACCCUUGUAGACUCUUGUGGGAAAAUGACUCAGUUUAGAAACAGACAAGCUGAUGAGCGUUCAAAAGCUAAACUAGAUAUGGUACACUGUGACCUAGCUGGUCCCAUUGAUCCUGUUGCCAAGGACGGUUUUAAGUAUGCACUCAGUUUUGUUGAUGAUUACUCCGGUCUUAUCAUGAUAUACUUCCUCAAAUAUAAGUGUGACACCUUACAGGCAACUAAGCAUUUCAUAGCAGACAUUUCUCCCUAUGGCUCAGUGAAAUGUCUCAGAAGUGAUGAAGAGUCUGGUCUGCCAAAGUUUCUGUGGACGUAUGCCGUUAUGGCCUCUGCUUACAUUAGAAACAGAUGUUAUAACCUUAGGAUUAAGAAGACUCCAUUCGAGGCUUUUGCAGGUAAAAAGCCAAAUAUUAGUAAUAUGCACAUUUUUGGUUCUGUAUGUUAUGCCUAUGUACAACAGAAGAAAAAACUUGAUGCCAGAAGUAGAAAAGCUGUGGGAAGUAGGUGGGUAUAUGACCUGAAGUUUAACCCUAACAAUGAGACAAGGUACAAGGCUCGUUUUGUUGCUAAGGGUUACUCUCAGGAGGCAGUCCCUAAAGGCCUCGUCACACGAUCAAUGAGCGAGUGUGGGAUUCGAAACGGGUACAGCAGAUUCGUAGCCAGGCGCGCUAGCCACUACACCACGGGGGCACACAUGAGCAGUACCUGCCUCUAUAAUGAGAAUGGCUGCUUGAUACGAUCUUUGCAAACACAAGCCAUUCACGAGGAGCAUAAUGAGGUGUGGCAGCUAAUCGAAAGCUACCCCUGCGAGAACAGCGGCAGCGAUCCAGCCCAGGCUAGCGCCAUAGAGAAAGGACGCGGGGAGCACUACAGGGAGAUCUUAGGAGGUGAAAAGAAGGUUGCCUUAUCCUCAACACCUCCCAAUCACUCUUCAAUGCCUAAUUCUGUCCUCUCCUCGCCUCUCCUCUCGAACACGCACUCUUCCGCCCCAUCAAGGGAACAAGCACGCCAGAAAACUAAAACCAACACCAAUGCUCUCAUCAGAAAAAUAAAUGUACGCAUAGACUACGGAAUUCGCUAUUUUGAUGUCAUCAGGAAACUUCGACAUUAUGCUGGUAACACCCUCAUCUAUGUCGUUAAUAUAAACAAGGAAGAGAACAGGUCCUAA
Molecule: messenger RNA, 2226 nt
Organism: Scylla paramamosain (green mud crab)
Lineage: Eukaryota; Metazoa; Arthropoda; Malacostraca; Decapoda; Portunidae
Exons: 10
Coding region: 1-2226 (741 amino acids)
Molecular function (GO): nucleic acid binding; zinc ion binding
Source: RefSeq, a predicted model, not a curated record